Morone saxatilis (striped sea-bass) is the source of this 1518-nucleotide messenger RNA. RefSeq names its product 5-hydroxytryptamine receptor 3A-like. Gene Ontology annotation, cellular component: membrane; synapse; neuron projection. Bases 1 to 1518 code for a protein of 505 amino acids. The transcript is spliced from 11 exons. The record is from RefSeq and is a predicted model, not a curated record. Gene Ontology annotation, biological process: nervous system process; regulation of membrane potential; chemical synaptic transmission. Gene Ontology annotation, molecular function: neurotransmitter receptor activity; extracellular ligand-gated monoatomic ion channel activity; transmembrane signaling receptor activity. Lineage: Eukaryota; Metazoa; Chordata; Actinopteri; Moronidae.
AUGAAUGACAAACUCACGAAAAUCCGAGCCUUCAUCGACAACUCCAACACCAUCGGGCCUUUGCCCCCGAACAGGUCCAGGGAAGUCUUCGGCGUCCCGGGAAAGCACCACUCUUCCUCGCCAAGCUUCACCGCCGCUUCCGGGUUCCUGGCGUCGUGUCUAUGCUAUGGACGCUAUGGCGCGUCCCACCCAGGUGGUAUCAAACCUACGGUCUACUGCAUUGGGACUUUUGGUUUGAUGAUGCUGAGCCUCCUGGAGACGAUCGUGGUGAUGAAUCUGAGGGGGAGAGACUCUGCAUCCCAAAACAACGAGGCAGAUAAAGACCAAAGCCUGAGUGAGGACUGUGGGGACAAACGAGACAGCUUUCAGAACAUUUUAAAAGACAUUAAUAAAUUGAUUCCCUGUGGAUAUAUCUGUGACAUGUCUAAUGGUGAAAUUCCAUCUGAAGAGCUGCGGGUGGCCGAAAAGGGUAGCAACAACCAACAGAUGGAGGAGUCCCGUGACUUUGAAAAGCUCUCAGGUGAGCUGAGGGAGCUGGUGAAAACACUGACUCUGCUCCUCAACAGCAGUAAGGAAGAAGAGAAACCCAGCUACUGGACCAAAAAGACUAAAACUAUCAACAAAAUAAUGUGUCUUGUUGUUUUCGCUGUAGAUGUGGAGUCCUCUGAGCGUAACUGCAGUUAUCAGGAUGUUUUAGACCACUUGAACUUCACCAGAAACAAAGAGCUGUUCUCAAUGAUCCGGCCUGUUAAAAACUACAAACAACCCGUGGAGGUAUCUCUGGAUGUACUACUCUAUGCCAUUCUGGGUGUGAGAGAAAAGGACCAGCAAUUCGUUCCUUACAUUUGGCUUGAUAUGUGGUGGCAGAAUGAGUUACUUUCUUGGAAUCCAGAUGAAUUCUGUGGUAUUAAGCAAUUUUCUCUUCCUACUGAAGUAUUGUGGAAACCAGAUAUAACGAUUGAAGAGAUGACAGAGAAGGAUGAGGCCCCUCCAAGUCCUUAUCUCAUUGUUAAAAGCGACGGUUUAAUCAAAGUUACGAACGACCAGGUGCUGGUGAGCUCCUGCAGGAUGAGAGUUCACAAAUUCCCCUUCGACAUCCAGAGCUGCAACAUCUCUUUCAAGUCUGUCGUACACUCUGUCAAUGAAAUACAGCUUGUUCGGUAUCUGAACUCUUCAAAGAUCACAGAGUGGUCUUGCAAGGUGAUGCGGACCCAGUAUGAGUGGCUGUUCGUCAACAUGACUCUCUCCAACGAGACUGUCGACCUUUUUGGCUUCACCCAAAGCAGGAUCGUUUGCACUAUCUUCAUGAAGAGGAGGUCUGCCCUCUACAUUAUCAACCUCAUGCUGCCCGUCCUGUUCUUCUUGUGUCUGGACUUAUCCUCCUUCCUGAUCUCAGACAGCGGGGGCGAGAAGCUCAGCUUCAAAGUCACUGUGCUGCUUGCCAUCACCGUGUUGCAACUUAUUCUGAAUGAAAUUCUUCCAACCUCAUCAAACAGAGUUCCACUUAUAGGUAAAUAA